AGAGUCCUGGCAGUUCCCGUUCCCGGCGGGCAGCGAAAGGGAACCAGGCUUCCAGUUCCCUUCAGCUUGAUGGACCAUGCAGAAGGCGCCUGGAGAGGAGGGCUUUACAUAUGAGUGGACCUCCUUACGAGUUCGAAACACCUUCCUUGAAGUGGAUGUCGAGGAGCAGGAGGAAAGUGUUGGCAGUGUCCGAAGAAGCAACUCCUUGCCCAGCAACUACAGCAGCAAGGAUAGUGAAACCAGCAGCAGGAGCCAUGGCAGUCCUGACCGGAAUCACGACGGAGGUGCUAUGUCAGGAGCACAACGUCCGUCGCAGGCACGUUCCUCUCGUCGGGGCAGGGACGAGGCGAACGUGCCUCGGCUCCCAUUGGUCCUGCAGCCGGACCAAGAAGAUCCUCUCGAUGCUCCUCAAGCACCCGAUCCAGCAUGGUUUGUUGCGCGUUCCAGGAAACCUCUGGAAGCAGCAAGCCAGGAGGGGUGCUUUGGAAUGAGCACCGGGUCCUACAACUUCCGGAUCGAAGAUGAUUUGGACGAGACUGAGGAGCAAUUCCUAGAAAGGGUGGGACUAUCUGCUGAACAAAUGCUGGCCGAUGCAUUGCAUCUGCCGGAUCAUUGGUCGUUGAGGCUGCCAUAGUGCAGCGUGGACAGGGACCUCCCCACUGGUCAGCAGCGGAGCCACCUAGAUGGCACUUGUGUGCCGUGCUACUUUCACUUCCAGUCCAAAUGUCUGUUUGGUGACAAGUGUGGCUGCUGCCACGAAUCCAGUUUCUGAUGUUGUCCAACGGUCGCUUUCCGGUCGAUGUCCAGAGACCAUAGAAACUAUGAGACGCUUCGGCGCUUCAGCAGAUCGUCCAAGAUCCAGCUCUGAGGUCUGGACUGCGACAAUUUUUAGAUGAUAUCUGUCUGAUAUCUGUCUGAUAUCUGUAUGAUAUCUGUAUGAUAUCUGAUAUAUGAUCUUUGCUGAUGACAGCGGUACUAAAAC
This is a messenger RNA of Cladocopium goreaui, 982 nucleotides long. The record is from the annotation of a GenBank genome assembly. Lineage: Eukaryota; Dinophyceae; Suessiales; Symbiodiniaceae.